Messenger RNA from Boeremia exigua, 1572 nucleotides. Its product is annotated as TLC domain-containing protein. Lineage: Eukaryota; Fungi; Ascomycota; Dothideomycetes; Pleosporales; Didymellaceae. The coding region runs from base 294 to 1463 and encodes 389 amino acids. The transcript has 2 exons. The record is from RefSeq and is a predicted model, not a curated record. Gene Ontology annotation, cellular component: endoplasmic reticulum; membrane. Gene Ontology annotation, biological process: lipid homeostasis.
GGCGGUCCUCCGCAUGCUCAGGGCCACGCCGCAUGCACCUGAAGGCCGACAUCACCAGGCAGCAUCAACCCAACGCCGCCGUGCCUUCUUCUACGUACUCACCGCUGCGCCAUCCCCUACGCUUCAACCCCUUCUUGACACCAAGAGUCCUCCUUAUCUUCCAUCUCGGCCCGCCCGCUUGAGUUGCCAACCCAGAGCUCUAAGCUCCCCACACGACACCUCCGCUCACCGCCGCACCCCUCGUCGCAACUCGUCUACAACCACAACCACGACCACUUCACACCACCGCAGUCAUGCACGACCCUUUCCCCUUCCCGUGUCCUGAAUAUGUCGUCAAAUAUGUUCAGCCCGUAGCAGACGCCCUCCAUCUGCAGUCUCUUCCCCUCCACUUCCAUGAAGUAGUUAUUGCCUACUCGCUCUAUCAUGGAACCUACACAUACGUUGCGCCUGUCAUCAGCCGCUACUUCUUCCCAACGAUUUACCCGCAAUUCACGGCGCGUACGAAGCUGAACUGGGACGUGCACAUUGUUUCGUUCCUGCAGAGCACAAUCGUCUGCGGGCUGGCGCUUUAUGUUAUGCUGGCAGACGAAGAGAGAGAUCAGAUGGGAGAGAUGGAAAGGGUGCAUGGGUACACUGGAGGAACAGGCCUUGUUCAGGCCUUUGCUGGAGGCUACUUCUUGUGGGAUUUGGUCAUCACAGUGCAGAAUGUCGGUGUGUUCGGCAUUGGAAUGCUCUUCCACGCCAUCAGUGCUCUCUGCGUGUUCUCGCUGGGAUUCCGACCUUUCGUGAACUUCUACGCCCCAACGUUCAUCCUCUACGAGCUCUCUUCUCCCUUCCUGAACAUCCACUGGUUCUGCGAUAAGCUCUCGCUCACCGGCUCGACCCUGCAAUUUGUCAACGGCAUCUGCUUGCUUCUCAGCUUCAUGUCUUGCCGUCUGAUCUGGGGCUCAUACCAAUCCGUCCGCGUCUUCGGUGACAUCUGGACCGCGUACCAUGCAGGUCCCGUCACUUUUCUCGACCCCAACAUCAAAUCCUUCGACAAUGCAACGGCAGUCGAUGCAGGCCCAGUAGAGCGAACCGACAUCCUCCGCUUCGCAGACGGACACACCGUCCCCCUCUGGAUCGCGUUCGCAUACCUCGCCUCCAACAUCGUGCUCAAUGGCUUGAACUGGUUCUGGUUCACUAAGAUGAUCGAGACGCUGCGCAAGCGCUUCGAUCCUCCGCUGGGCACCAAACGCGCCGAGAAGCCGACGCACAUCGAGAUUCCCGAGAACGAGAAGGUCUUGAUCGAGGGAAUUCACGUUGGCACACCGGGUGUUGGAGCAGAUGGAAAGGUGAUGGUGCCCGAGCACUACGGCAUCAACGGAGAAGGAGACGUGGUUAAGGUUGAGAAGAAGCAGACUCAUCUAGAGGUUGAGGGACGCGAGGUCAGGAGCCGAACAAGUACGAGGAGAAGAGGGUGAGGAACGAUGCUUGGGUGCUGUGCUGGUGAGGGGUCGCAAGGGUAUCUUGCCAUGUUGUUUGGAUAAUACACAUUCGCAUUUACUUCUCCAGUAUGAACAUCGCUCUUCG